Pristis pectinata (smalltooth sawfish) is the source of this 1673-nucleotide messenger RNA. RefSeq names its product PIH1 domain containing 1 (gene pih1d1). Gene Ontology annotation, cellular component: ribonucleoprotein complex; R2TP complex; cytoplasm. The record is from RefSeq and is a predicted model, not a curated record. The coding region runs from base 287 to 1183 and encodes 298 amino acids. The transcript is spliced from 11 exons. Lineage: Eukaryota; Metazoa; Chordata; Chondrichthyes; Rhinopristiformes; Pristidae. Gene Ontology annotation, biological process: rRNA processing; box C/D snoRNP assembly.
GGUGCUGCCUGCUCACUGUGUGCAUUGGGUGGACGCAGUGCACUCAUUGGGUGCUGAAUGUUCACUGGGUGGUGUGAAAUGUGGGUGCUGCCCAUAUAUUGGGUGCUGGCCGGUCACUGGUUGGUAUCGUCAAGCUUAUUGUCAUGUGUGCACGUACAGUGAGGUACAGGUACAAUGAACAACUUGCAGCAGCAGCGUGGCAGGCACUCUUAUUGGGUUUGAUACUCACGCAUUGGGCAAUUAUUGAGAGUUCUUCCUGGAGCUUGCAUGCUCUGCGAGUUGGACCAUGGCAGUGACGACAGACAAAAGCCUGCUUUCAGCUGAGAUGCAGGAAGAGGAUGCACUGUACGAACAAUUGCUAUUCCAGGCUGCAAAAGAGAUGCAGAGCAAACUUCCAACAACACAGGAAUCUAAGCAGAUCAGACCACAGCCAGGAUUCUGUGUGAAGACAAAGACAAGAAGCAGUGAGAAGGUUUUCAUUAACGUUUGCAAAUCCGAUCAAAUCCCGCCUCCACCAGAUCUCUCUGAAGAGGACCUGGUGACCUUGUUGGAAUCAGAAGAUCCUUCAGGAUAUAGGAUUCCCAUGAGCCUUGGUGAACCUCAUGCUGAAGUUGACAACAGUGGUAAUGGAUGUACUGCAUAUGACAUAGUUAUCAAUUCUAAGUUUUACAACAAAAUUCAGAACAAUAAACUCUUCAUGGAGUUUUUUAUGACUAUCGGAUUUGAAGGAUUAGAGAACAAGUAUAACUUGGAGCUUUCCAGAGAAUGGCGAAUGUUGAAAAACAGGAAAUUUCUGGGAUCUGUAACAGAACAGAACAUUAGAACAAAAUCAAAACCUGUCAUCCAGGAACUGAAAUCCAGCACUUUGUCCCCAGGAAGCUGCACAAAGCCUCUUGUAUCAGAAGUAGAAAGUACUUGCAUGGAACCGGAAUACACGAUAGUGGCUGAGCCUGCAGACCAACACCCCAGCUUUCUGAUAGCAGAAAUUUCCUUGCCAAAAGUGGAUUCAGUAGGAUCAUUACUGCUUGACCUGGGAGAGGACCGAAUUGUGUUGUGGGCCAGGCCAGACCUUUAUCACCUCGACAUUUACAUCCCAUACAACAUAACCCCAGAGGAAAGCGGUUCUCAGUUCAACAGAAAUACCAGGGUUCUGACUAUAACGAUGCCGGUGCAGCCUGCCUAAGACCGUGAAUGCUUCCAGGACCGGCAGUACUCAUGAAGAGCAGACAACCAGGACUUGUUCUCCAUUCCCAUGUGCUCACCAUCACUGCACUUCUGUUGUGUCACUUUCCAGUCUAAUGACAUGGCAUUCACUUCAUAUUAUUUUUGCAUUGUCAUAAUUGCGUUUUAAAAUAGGUUUAUUAAAUUCAGGCCUGGAUCCAGUGAGUUAUUGCCCUUUAUUACAUCCCUUGUCCCAAGCCAUGGCCUCAGACCACCAUCUGGUGUGUGGCCUACGUAUACAGGAGAUAUUAACUGUCAGAGCUGGUCAGCUAUUUCACAGCAGAGGGCUGAUUGGCUGUGCUCAGUGCUGUGUUAUUGUCAUUGCAUUCAUAAUAAAUGAUUCAGAGUCAAGAUGUUGGCUAAUUGUUCAAAUGCACAGCGGGCUUGCCUGCUUUUGUAGCAAGGACGUGGUUUUAAGCAGAGCCUGUUCAUUGGAGUCCUACAUUUUGAUA